Leptopilina heterotoma is the source of this 2132-nucleotide messenger RNA. RefSeq lists its product as uncharacterized. Gene Ontology annotation, cellular component: cytoplasm. Lineage: Eukaryota; Metazoa; Arthropoda; Insecta; Hymenoptera; Figitidae. The record is from RefSeq and is a predicted model, not a curated record. Gene Ontology annotation, molecular function: ubiquitin protein ligase binding. Gene Ontology annotation, biological process: regulation of proteolysis; proteasome-mediated ubiquitin-dependent protein catabolic process. Bases 136 to 1758 code for a protein of 540 amino acids. The transcript has 4 exons.
CCAAUAGCAACUGCGGUAACUACUGUUCUCUGGUGAGAAGCGAGGGAACAAUAUUUAAAGUCCAUUAGGUUUUCUGUUUACAAAUCUUGAGAUACUGUAAAAGUUAUUAUUUCAAUUCUAUUGAAAGCAUUGAAGAUGGCAUUUUCAAAUGUACCCGAUACACGUUACUCAUGGUUGUGUAAAUAUAUUAAAGAGACGGAUAUCAAUAAUUUACGUGAACAAAGUUUUUAUUCACCUCAGUUUUCUACUUCAGAAGAUUUAAAAAGAAAAUGGUGCUUAUGUCUUUCUAUAAGAAAAAAUGAACUUCUGAAAUCUUACAGUUCUUCUCGUUUCACACCAAAGUACAUGGCAGUCAUUGACAUAAAAUUAGUUUGCAAUGAAAAUGUCUUUUAUCGACAGGAUAUGAAAGUUAAUGUAUCAGUUAUAAAAGAUUCUAAUAACAAAAUAUUUCAAAGUUUCGUAAUAUCCGGAAAUGGAAGAGAAUUUGGUUGUGAGAAUUUUACCGAUUACAAGACACUGAUAAAAAUGCUACAAAACGAUUAUGAUGACAAUGGCGUUGAGACAUCAAAACUUGAAAUAAUGGUCGAAUUUUAUUGCAAAAUUAAAGAGGAUAUUAAAAGUUUUGAACCAUUUACAAAUUCGGAGUUUCUUAGCGAUUUUCAAAUUUUUGUUCAAGGGGAAACAUUUUACGUUCACAAGAUUAUUUUGGCAAGAAGAUGUCCAUAUUUUUACAAAAUAUUUGAACAUAAUGAAAAUAUUAAAGAAAUUGUUCUGGAUGAAAUAAAGUCCGAUGCGUUGAGAAUAAUUUUAAAAUACGUUUACUCUGAAGAAACGUUAAAUGAAGUUUUACCAGUUUUACCUAUAACCGAGGAUGUCUUAUUUGUCGCCAAUUAUUUACAAAUGGAAGCAUUCAAAACUGAAGGUGAAAAUUAUUUCAAAUCAAUUUUAUCACUGAAGAAUGUCGUUUCCAUUUUGUCAACGUCUAUAAAGUGUUCUGGAAAUUCAUUAAAGAAACAUUGCUUGCAGUAUAUUGUAGAAAAUUUUAAUGAUCUUGGCGAAUGUUUUCAAAGUCUACAAACAGAGUCACUUAGUGUAUUGUCUAUAUUGAAAGAAAUUUUCAAUCAAUCGGAAUUACAGGAUUUGAUCAUAACCAAAAGAAAUAAUGUUUUCUUCGAAGCUGUUGAAAAAUGUACAAAGAAUGCUAUUUUAGAAGAUUAUGAAUCAUUUUUCAAUGAUGAAAGAUUUAGUGAUAUUACGAUUUAUGUUGGAAACGAUGUCAAGUAUCAAUGUCAUAAAGUCAUUUUAUCAGCAAGAAGUCCUCAGUUUCUUAGCUUAUUCACUAUAAUUGAAAGCACCAAUACUCUUUGGAUUAGAGAUACGGAACCUGAUGUCUUUAGCGAAAUAAUGAGAUACAUUUAUACCGGAGAAGUGAAAAAUCUCGAGAAAUAUGGAAAAGAAAUUUUUCUUGCUGCUAAAGAAUAUGCUUUAGAAGGUCUAAUGGAAAUGUGUGAAAAAUUCUUAGCAAACAAAUUAACGACUGAUAAUGUUAUGAAUUUAAUUCAAUUUGCAGAUGCAAAUAGUUCUAGUUCGCUGGUUAGAAGUUGUGUUAAAUUUAUUGUCGAAGAUAUCACUAGAAAUCAGAGAAAUUAUGUAAAUACUCUCGACACGUUUCUUGAAAGUCAAAGUAAUAUUUUGUACGAAAUAUUGAAUACUUUAUUCCUGUUUUCUUCAAUCGAGUUGAAGAAAAAUGUACUCUGAUGUUUACUCGCGCGAUUUUUUUUUAAAGAAUAAUUUUUUUCUAUUGUCAUAUUCUUUUACGAAGGUCUUAAACUACCUAUUUUUGUACGAUUUAAUGUCAUUUGGUAUAUUAUUUAAAGUCGUUUUAUAGACACAUGAGUAGUGUACUAUUGGAUAUUUUUUUCUAUAAUUGUGAAUUAUAUAUCUUUUUUUUUGGGCGCCAGAAUUGUCAUCUCGGUACAAUACUUUUAGCAUAGCAAAAGUAUUAAAAUUUGAAUGAGCACAUAAUUUUUAAUAGAACAAAAUUUUUAUAUUGUUAAAGAGUGUCUUUAUUUAAGUUUCUUCUUAAAUGACUUUAUAUAAAUAAAAAAAAAUAAAUUUUCAUUUAAGUGGGA